This is a messenger RNA of Scedosporium apiospermum, 1590 nucleotides long. RefSeq lists its product as uncharacterized. Gene Ontology annotation, molecular function: heme binding; iron ion binding; oxidoreductase activity, acting on paired donors, with incorporation or reduction of molecular oxygen. The transcript has 3 exons. The coding region runs from base 1 to 1590 and encodes 529 amino acids. Lineage: Eukaryota; Fungi; Ascomycota; Sordariomycetes; Microascales; Microascaceae. The record is from RefSeq and is a predicted model, not a curated record.
AUGGCAUCGACACCUCUCACCGAGGGCAGCGGAGGCCCGGCCACCAAGUCCCUUGUUGCCUCCCUCCUCUCCUUCCUCGCCUCAAACUCCCUCAUAAUCCUCCCCGCCCUCUUCAUCACCCGCCUGAUCUACAUACGGUACGCCUCUCCUCUCCGCAAGUACCCAGGCCCAUUACUCGCCUCCGUCUCUCGUCUAUGGAAGGUCCUCUCCACGGCAUCGGGCCGCACCCACCUCGAGCACAUCGCCCUGCACCACAAGUACGGGCCCGUCGUGCGUAUCGCUCCCAACGAGGUCUCUAUCGCGUCCCCCGAGGCAGCUCGUACCGUUCUAUCUGCCGGCAAGCACUUUUACAAGACUAAAUUCUACGGCGUCUUCCCGCCGCCCGAGAACCCGGAUAUCUUCACCGAGGUCAGGGAGCAUGUGCAUGCUCAGAAGAAGAAGGUUGCCAAUGUGCCGUAUAGCAUGGCUGCUAUGCAGCAGCUGAGCCCCUUCAUCGACGAGUCCAUCGAGAUGUUCAUGAAUAAGCUCGAUGGCUUCGCUAGUCGUGAGCGCGGUGGGAACGGCCAGGUUGACUUGGGCGCUUGGUUGCAUUACUUUGCCUUUGACGUGCUCGGAGAAGUUGCCUUUGGACGAAAGUUUGGGUUCCUCGAGGAAGGUCGUGAUGUUGAGAACGCCAUCAAGACUAUCGACGAUAGCCAAUGGUACAACGGUAUCGUUGGUCAGAUUCCCGAGUUUGAUUACCUUUUCAGGAGGAACCCGCUGCGCAAGUUGAUUCCUACCAUGAGCACCAAGAACGCCCUCGUCACGAGGUUGGCCCUGGCCGAGAUGGAUCGCCGCCAGCCUUUUACCAAGGAUAACAUGGGCAAGGACCGCGUCGGCGACGGCCGCCAGGAUUUGUUGGCUAGUUUGAUCCAGGGUCAUCUCAAGGAUCCCUCCAAGUUUUCCGAGGGUGACGUUUUUGCUGUUGCCCACGGCGCAAUCUUUGCCGGCUCCGACUCCACAGCCUCUACAAUGCAAUCCUUCUUCUGGCUUGCCCUCUCCGACCCCCGCGUCCGCCGCACCCUCUUCGACGAAAUCCGCACCGCCGUCGCCGAAGGCCGUAUUCCUGCCCAUGGCAAUCUCACCUGGGCCCAAUCUCAAAGCCUCACCUACUUCCAAGCCUGUCUCAAGGAAGCCAUGCGCAUCCGUCCCGCCGUCGGGCUUAACAUCACGCGCGUCGUCCCACCUGAGGGAGCCGAGCUUGACGGGAUUUCUCUCGAGGGCGGUACCGUCGUUGCUGUGAACGGGUGGGUGUUGCAUCGGGAUAAGGCUACUUUUGGACAGGAUGCCGAUGUGUAUCGCCCAGAGAGGUGGCUUCAGGAUGAAGAGACGGCUAGGAGGAUGGAGAGGUACAUGUUUCAGUUUGGCGGUGGGGCGCACGUCUGCAUCGGAAGGAACCUCGCUCUGCUGGAAAUCAACAAGGUUGUUCCCAGGAUCCUUCGAGACUUUGAUCUUGAGCUCGUUAACCCUAGCCAGCCUCUGCGGGCGAACGCUACUUUCUUUGUUGUGCAGGAGGGUUUAGAUGUUUAUAUCAAGUCGAGGAGCAAGUAA